Molecule: messenger RNA, 1083 nt
Organism: Anastrepha obliqua
Lineage: Eukaryota; Metazoa; Arthropoda; Insecta; Diptera; Tephritidae
Exons: 2
Coding region: 286-651 (121 amino acids)
Source: RefSeq, a predicted model, not a curated record
CUCAACGUAAACGGAUCAAGACAUUGAACUAAAAGUUAGUAAAAGCUAAAAUAUAAUUAGCAGAAAUUCAAAAAAGUAUUGACAUACUAUAUUUUUAACAAAUUUAAAAAGCAAAAUUGUGUAUUGAAAAAUAAAUUUUGGUUGUAUUAGUUGAAAAACUUUGUUUCAAAAAGCAAACAAAAAAAAACUACAGUAAAGUGUGCGCGCAUUAUUAAAGAUAGUUGCUCAAGCCAUUUGCUAUUUAAAGUCAACUUUUUACAACAAAAAAUCUACAUUGCAAACAAAAUGUGCUCACUAAAAGUGUGUUUAAUCUUCGUUGUUGCUGUGAUUGCUAUCAGCUGCAUAAGUAAAACCAAUGCUGCGGUAUUCACACAACCUGCUGCCUUCCAUCCUGCGCAUCAUGGCAAGUGCUUUGAUAAAAUCACCCGUCGUGCUAUGCUGCCCAACAAGGAGUACAAGCCGAAGGGCAUAUGCGCAGUUAUGACAUGUAACAUACAAGCACAAACAAUCAACAUUGAAACCUGCCCCUACGUGGAAAUGCCCGGCUGUGAGGAGUUGCCUACCGAUCCUAAUUGGUCAUUCCCCAAGUGUUGUCCACAAUUCAAGUGUACCGAUUUCAAGACUGGCAAGGAGUUCAUUGUGUCGCUGUAGAGGCUGUACACCAAUACCACCACAACCACAACCAACAGCAGCAGCAGCAAUGCGCAAGCAAACAAACAAAAAUAAUACUCAAGUGCCGCACGCCAUACGACGGCGUGUGGCGCAAAAACGUGAUUUUAUGCUUUUAUUUACCAUUACUACCUUUAACUACAAUUACAACUACAAAGUACUAUUUUUAAGUGUGUGAAUCGCCUAAGGAACGUGUCUUUACUGAAUGAGUGUUCUUUGAAGAUUUUAAUUAAUUUUAUAUUUUUGUUAUUUUAACUAUUUCCGCUCAUUUUGAACUUCAUUAGUGCGUAAGAUUAUUUAUUGAAAAAACAAAAAACAAAAUCAAAAUCAAAACAAAUCAAACUGUAAAUACUCGUUUUUCACCUACUUCUUACUUUUUUUAAAUAAUUAUUAUUUACUUUUGUUUUUAUAUUU